AUGAACGCUGUGAUGCAGCAACGAUACCCUCAUAACGACCUUCCGCCUUCUCCCCGUCAUCCUCAGGACGAUCUCAGACAGGCCCUCUCUCAGGCCAAUGCUAUUAUUGAACAGGCACCCCCUCCUAGUCUGAGGGAAAUAUUGACUGCAUAUCGUACAAAGGGAGACGGUGACAGAGACAUGCUCCUUGCCAUGCUCAACGCGAAAACAGCAGAGGAUCAGCGGAUAUCUUCCGUUGCAUCGCUCCAGCGUACCGUCAUCGAACUGUACCAACAGACAGGCAGCCCCGAGUUCCUUCCACCACCACGAAAUGGGGCAGGAAACUAUGCACCCUAUCCUCCUAGCUAUCCUUCACCUUCGUCGUCGUACCCUCCUGAUCAGCGGAGUUCACGACGGGCUAUGAACAGCCAUCGAACUCAGUCCGGUGGGGAAUCUCCACCAAGAACUCACUCACAUAUGCCUCCACCUCCUCGAGACGGUGCCAACUCGCAUCAAGAACCGCAUCCUCGAAAACGACAUCGAGCGUCUCGUUCACCAUCUUCACACCGGGGCGUCUACGAGCCGUCACAUCCGGCCGAACAAUUCCCUCCCUCCCCAUAUUCAUCCUCCGACCGCACUGGUGCAGCGCCUAGGCGAGAACCUAGAGAAACCAACGGAGAUGCCGCGCAGCAAGAGCGCGAAUGA
This is a messenger RNA of Coprinopsis cinerea okayama7#130, 684 nucleotides long. RefSeq lists its product as hypothetical. The record is from RefSeq and is a predicted model, not a curated record. Bases 1 to 684 code for a protein of 227 amino acids. Lineage: Eukaryota; Fungi; Basidiomycota; Agaricomycetes; Agaricales; Psathyrellaceae. The transcript is spliced from 4 exons.